AUGGACGCCCCAUGGCCAAACCAACAACGUGAUGGCGUCUGCUUCCGCUGCUAUGCCUGCAGCCAGAUUUACUGUUGCCGUGGUCCGGCUCAUGCAUGGAAGCCUUACACCAAAGUCGAUGAUGAAGACGUAUGUAAGCUUUACUGCAUUGCCGAGGACUACGACUUUUUCUUCGCCAUGUCCGGCAAAGUCAAAGAUGGUACCGCCUGUUCGGAGCACAAAGGAGAUGUGUGCAUUGAUGGAGCUUGUGAGGCCGUUGGCUGCGACCAGAUGUUGGGUUCCAAGGCCUCGCUGGAUGCUUGUGGGGUGUGUAAAGGUGACAACUCUUCGUGCAAGUUCUUCAAGGGCCAAUACACGCUGCAGCACAGAGCUAACGAGUACUACUCCAUGGUCACGGUCCCAGCUGGCUCUCGCAGCAUCCGCAUCCAGGAGAAGGAAGUGUCCACUAGUUAUCUGGCAGCUCGCUCACUGAAGAGGAAGUACUACCUGACCGGAGACUGGACGGUGGACUGGCCCGGGAAGUUCCACUUUGCCGGGGCGGUGUUCGACUACCAGCGCUCUUUCAACAAGCCGGAGAGCCUGUACGCUGCUGGUCCGACUAAUGAGACGCUGGUGUUUGAAGUAAGCCGCGAGUCUGUGGAGUGCUCUGUACUGUCCACUAACGACAAUCCACUGUGA
Knipowitschia caucasica is the source of this 678-nucleotide messenger RNA. The record is from the annotation of a GenBank genome assembly. NCBI's taxonomy places the organism in Eukaryota, Metazoa, Chordata, Actinopteri, Gobiiformes, Gobiidae.